AUGGCGGCGGAGAAUAUUAAGACCGAAUAUUAUCUUUGGUUUGAUCGUAAUAGUCUUAUAGAUUAUGUGGUGACUGUGGUUGAGGAAAAUGCAGUUGAGCGGCCUUUGCGAUAUCGUUUUACUUUAGAGAUCAAGAAGGCGUACAUCGAACGUGCAUAUUUGCCCAUUCCGAUUCAAUUUUGGCAUUCACAUGUGGUCAAUGAAUUCGAGGAUUUGAGUCGUUGCCUGUUGAUAUCUGAAGAUAUCCCGUACGAAGUUGAAUUUGUUGCUUGGCAUGGCAAAGUGUUGAUGCAGAAUAUGCAGGCUAGAGAUUUUGUUGAUUUUACUGGAAUUUUUGAAGAUUGGCUCUUAACAAAACGGAUGAUGCACGAGAGCUUAAGCUGUUAUGGCUGUCCCAAGAUGUGGCUCGGAAAAGAAGGGUUAUUUUGGAGGCCUGGCCUCAUGGAUGUUUUUUCUGCCGUUUCGUCGAACAUCCACUUGCCGAUCCUUGUUCUGGAUCACCGCCUUCAACUUCUUCUGCAUUAG
Messenger RNA from Striga asiatica, 525 nucleotides. The record is from the annotation of a GenBank genome assembly. NCBI's taxonomy places the organism in Eukaryota, Viridiplantae, Streptophyta, Magnoliopsida, Lamiales, Orobanchaceae.